UAUUGUUUUAGGCUCGUGUCGUAUUUCAGUGUCGAAUAGUCGGUUAAGUUGACCUUUAGGUAAUACUUCUGUUCAGUUUGCAUCAGAUCGUUGAAGAUCGAUGUUUUCUUCGGACGAGGAGAUAACAGUCUCACUUAUUUUGCUUGUUCUACCAAUUCCCAUCCGAUUAUCCGAGAUUUUAACUGUCUGGCAUCAGUUAUUUCUACUAAAACGCAAAUUUGGAUUGAACAGCCAUCAUGUGGAGGAUAACAGUGUUAUUUAUUGUGACCACGGGUUUAGCUGCCGCAAAAGUUACCUACGAAAAUUACAAACUCUUCAGAAUUAUCCCGACAAUGGAAACGCAUUUAGAAGUACUUCAAUCGUUGAACAACGAGAAUGGAUUCAGCUAUUGGCAAGAACCAAGUUGGAUAAACAGAGAAGCACUUCUCAUGGUGUCUCCGCACAAUCUGACCGAUUUCUACGAUAGUAUGAAAGAUUUCCAGGCAACACAUGAACUCAAAAUUGAUAAUAUUCAAAAACUGAUCAACAAUACUAUUCCUCACAAUCAAUCACAGAAUUUCGAUUUUAAUAGCUAUCAUAACAUUUCUAACAUUUACAACAAUCUCGAUUAUUUGCACAAGAAAUAUCCCAAAAUAGUGAAAUUAAUUGGAUUAUGCUGUUCAUAUGAAAACCGUUAUAUCAAAGGUAUAAAAUUAUUCGCUAAACGUGAUGAUGCACAGACACACGGAAUCUUCAUUGACGGUGGCAUGCAUGGCAGGGAAUGGAUUUCGCCCGCAACUGUCAUGUAUAUUCUGCACCAAUUAUUGUUUAGCGAAGACCCGCGUGUGAGAUAUAUAGCUGACAACCAUAAUUGGUAUAUUUUCCCGGUAUUAAAUCCCGACGGAUAUGAAUAUUCGCGUACUCAUGACAGAUUAUGGAGUAAAACUCGUAAAGUUCUGCCAUGGUUUGAACCGUUCAGUUCUACCUGCCAAGGAUCGAAUCUUAAUAGAAACUGGAAUUUUCGAUGGAAUACUAUUAGCAACAGUAGCAAUCCUUGCAAUGAUAAUUAUCCCGGAAAUAGGCCAUUCUCAGAACAAGAGAUAGAUAUUGUAGCACAUUACAUGUCCAAUACUACCUUCCAUGCAUAUAUCUCGUUUCAAGGUUUUGGACAAAAAUUGAUGAUUCCUCAUGCCUAUACGGUUCAACAUAACUUUUUUUCUUACGAUUGGCUGUUACGUUUAUGCAAGACUGUAAUCAAUAAUCUAGAACAGAAGUUCAACACCAAAUACGAGAUUGGAACUAUUGGCGAAUUAGACGGUUUAGCGAGCGGUACUAGUGCAGAUUACGUUGCAAAUAUUUUGCGUAAGCACCUCGUGGUUGUCUACAAAUUGCGCGAUGAUGGUCAAUACGGCUUUUUGCAACCAUCUGAACAAAUUAUUCCAACUGGAAAGGAGGCUUUAGAGUUUCUUGUAUCUAUAUUUACUGAGGCGUUGAAUGUAAAAAUGCCAUAAAUAAUGAAGUAUUAAUUUUAUUGUUAUCGAUUUUAUGUAUGUAUGUAUUUAUACUUUUAUUGGACACAUAACGAUUAUAUAUUUUGUUAUGUAAUCUAUCUAUGGAAAAUUUUGAUAUUACAUUUGUCAAUUACGGUACUUCGAAUUUCCUAUGCUUUUAUCAUUUUUAUUAAAAUAAUUGUCUA
This is a messenger RNA of Solenopsis invicta (red fire ant), 1675 nucleotides long. RefSeq names its product zinc carboxypeptidase. The coding region runs from base 237 to 1490 and encodes 417 amino acids. Lineage: Eukaryota; Metazoa; Arthropoda; Insecta; Hymenoptera; Formicidae. Gene Ontology annotation, biological process: proteolysis. The transcript is spliced from 7 exons. The record is from RefSeq and is a predicted model, not a curated record. Gene Ontology annotation, molecular function: zinc ion binding; metallocarboxypeptidase activity.